AAUCCAACUCCGAAACAUAAUUAAAUAUUGACCAGUUUUUCUGAUUAUUACAGUGCGUUGCAUUUAUUAUUGAACUAUAUAUUUAAAUAUGUGUUAAAAGACAGCGUCCGUCAGUUUAUAAAAGUUGCUUAAAAAUGUUUUUUUGCUUUCUUUUCUCUCUGACAUUGAUUAGUUUGGUAGGACUCCCUCCACCCUUUUCAAAUUACUUGACAAAGGAAGUACGGUUUACUGUUUGAAUUUCUUCUUAUAUAUUUAUAAACUAAAAUGUUAUCCGUCCAAAUGUAUUUGACAUUGUGUAGUUUUAUUAUUUUAAGCUCGUCUGCACAGGAAUUAAGACACAAACCUGUUGGAACCAAGCCAGUCCGACUUUUUACAGACGAGGAUUUAGCAAAAUACAAUGGGCAAGAGGAUGGUCAGCCAAUUUACAUGGCUGUGAAAGGAGUUGUCUUUGAUGUCUCUUCAGGAAAAGACUUUUAUGGGAAAGAUGCCGCGUACAAUGCCCUGGUUGGGAAGGACUCCACGAGAGCUGUGGCGAAGAUGUCUCUUAAACCUGACGACCUCACAUCUGACACUAGUGGACUUACUGAAGAGCAGAUGAAGGCUCUUGAAGACAUUUUCAUAAACGUGUAUAAAGCUAAAUAUCCAAUUGUCGGCUACACUUCCAGACGCAUUCUGAAUGAAGACGGCACCCCAAACAAAAACUUCAAACCUGAAGAUCAGCCGAACUUUACCAUCAAGGAGGAAUUCUAAACACUUCUGUAUGCAAAUGUACUGUGGUUUUUAAUUAUUAUUAUUUUUUUUUUUAAACACCACUUUUUUACUCUAACCUACUGUGGUUCAUUGAGGACAUGGAGGGGGGGUAAAUGUUGAGAUCACAUGAAAAAGUAUCUUGUGAUCUCAGCACCAAGGUUAGAAAUGUCGAGAUCCUGCCAUUUAUUUAUCUUGGAAUCUCAACAUAACACUUUUCUGUACUUAAUGAGCCAUUGAACUAAAGAGGACUGAAUGUUGUAUAAAAAAAGAAGAAAUUGGUAUUGUCACUAAAUUAAACAUUUUGACCUGGGUAAAGAUGUUUAGUUAAGAACAUAAGAACAUAAGAAAGUUUACAAACGAGAGGAGGCCAUUCAGCCCAUCUUGCUCGUUUGGUUGUUAGUAGCUUAUUGAUCCCAGAAUCUCAUCAAGCAGCUUCUUGAAGGAUCCCAGGGUGUCAGCUUCAACAACAUUACUGGGGAGUUGGUUCUAGACCCUCACAAUUCUCUGUGUAAAAAAGUGCCUCCUAUUUUCUGUUCUGAAUGCCCCUUUAUCUAAUCUCCAUUUGUGACCCCUGGUCCUUGUUUCUAUUUUCAGGUCAAAGAAGUCCCCUGGGUUGACAUUGUCAUUGUUUUGCAAAACCUGAGAAUAAUCGCAAUAAAUAGUGUAGUUUAUACAGAA
Molecule: messenger RNA, 1428 nt
Organism: Acipenser ruthenus (sterlet)
Lineage: Eukaryota; Metazoa; Chordata; Actinopteri; Acipenseriformes; Acipenseridae
Product: neudesin-like
Exons: 4
Coding region: 265-750 (161 amino acids)
Cellular component (GO): endomembrane system; membrane
Source: RefSeq, a predicted model, not a curated record